CCCAUUCUCUCCGGAAAUGGUUUGGUCCAAGGCAAGCGCUGAAGCUCACAAUAGCGUCUUAUGGGCACCAUGGACAACAUAGCUCAUAAACAAGAAAUGGCGUGUGAUGUUCAACUGUAUUAAACGUGGGAACUGAUCAAAACAAAAGGGAAACCCCGACUGAUUGUUAAAAUCGAUUGUUAUUCUUUUGAUAGACUGUAAUUUCGCGUGGUUCUCUGCUGGUUAAGUGAAGGGAACAACAAGUGACGCUUCAGUACGACAGAUGGAUCGUUGCUCCUCAAUGGUUGGGCAUUCGACGAGGACCAUGAAUGAGUUCUGGUGAAUUGUUGAACUAGGGGUAUUGGACCGAGCCCCACAAGAUGCUUAUUCUAUUAACAGCCACCUUACACGCGGAGCUAUUGAUUUGUGGAAAGUGACUCUUGAAGGCGCUUGACACAGGGUGAGCCUUUGUGAAUGGGACACACCCUCUGACUGACCAGUCCGACUCCCUCCCCCUCCCUUUCAAACACACACACACAUACACCCCUACACUGUCACAAUGGCGUCGGAUGACGGGUACUUCCUGGCUCACAAGCUGGCUCUGCCUCCCUGGGAUGGCGGUUCGGAGCGGCUCUUGAGAUGUGAGGACGAGAUCGAGCGGCGCUACGAGAUCGUGCCCUCGGUCGUCUGCUCCAUGUGCUGCUUGUUCGGCAUCAUCUACUGCUUCUUCGGCUACCGCUGCUUCAAGGCGGUGAUGUUCCUGACGGGGCUGAUGUUCGGCUCGGUCAUCAUCUUCAUGCUGUGCUACAAGGAGCGUGUGCUGGACACGCAGCUGAGCGUGGAGGCAUCCGUGGGCAUCGGGCUGGGCAUCGGCACGCUGUGCGGCCUGGUCACCAUGCUGGUGCGCAGCGUGGGGCUCUUCAUGGUGGGACUGCUGCUCGGCCUGCUGGUGGCGCUCGCAUCGCUGGUGGUUCUGGAGGAGUUCUACCAGCCCCGCACCAUGUGGCUGCCCCUGGGCGUGCUGCUGGGCUCGGGGAUGUUGUUCGCCGUGCUCACGCUCCAGUGGCAGCGCUGCUUCGUCACGCUCUCCACCGCCACCUUCGGCGCCGCCGUCAUCACCGUCACCGUCGACUACUUCGUGGAGAUGCUGGCGCUGGUGCGCCACGUGUACGAGCGGGUCAAGCUGGCGCCGCGCCACGUCUGCUGGUUCACCUGGGUCAUCAUGGGCAUCUGGCCCACACUGGCGCUGCUCGGGGUGCUCAUCCAGUGGAAGGUCACCGCCGAGGGCUACUCCCACACCGAAGUGUUCAUUAGCCACCAGCAGCGGCGCGUGCAGCUGAUGAAGAUCCGCCAGAGGGAGGAGAGGAAUGAGUGCAACAAGAAAAAGAAAAAGAAGAAACAGCCGCCGCCGCCACAGCAGCAGCCAAAACACCAGCAUCAGAACCAACACAGCAGCCAAAACCACCAUCAGCAGAAGCCCUCAUCCCAGCAGAACCACCACCAGCAGCAGCAGCAUUCGUAUCCACAGCAACCGCAUCCCAGUCAACAUCAGCAGCAGCACCCCAAGCAGAAGAGGUCCCAGCAUCAGCACCACAGCCAGGGUCAGAGCCAGAGUCACCCGCGCCAGAGUCAGCACCAGCACCAGCACCAGCAGCAGCAUCCCCAGCUGCAGCAGCAGCAGCAUCAGUACCAGCCCCAUCACAGCCACAGCCAGCCCCACACCUCACGCUCACAGAAGUCUGCCCACCACCCCGACCCCACCUACAGACGCAAGCCCAACCCCAUACGCCGCUUUGAUGGAGAUGUGCUCUCGCCGAGCUACAUCCAGAGUUUCCGGGACAGGCAGGGGGACAGGCGGGGAUACUCCCAUGGGCGCAUGGUUGGGGGGUCCCACCACAUCGUGGAUCUGGACUAUGACUACGGCUCCCAGGUCCCCCUGACCUCAGCCGCUGCCAUAGCUGAUGGACCCACCGUACGAGUGUGACCCCCCCCAAACAUGUUUCUGUAAUCCCUAAAAGUGACCUACAAUAACUGCCCGCUCCCCUUCUCCAAAUUUUCCCCAGUGUACCCCUCUGCUACACCCCAACCUGACGUUUGUGCUCAGUUAAAACUCAAAGUGUAGACUUGCUCCUUUUGGAGCACUGGAGGCAGCCAUCAUUGAGACGGUGAAGCCUCACUGCAGGAUGGAGGAUCCUUUACCUAGACAAAAUGGCCGACUGCAGUGGGCUAAAGUAUGCACAGUGUCAAACAAGAUAGCUGAAACCACUGAGACAGAAAAAGAUGUGCACAUCACGCAACAUAACAGCAGUGGAGAGAAAUAAAAAAAAAAUGGCUGACAUCCAUGAACUCAAAUCGGACAAGCUAAAAUGGCUAACAACAACAAACUUACAGUGAACAAGAUCAAACAUGAUUGCUAACACUGACAAUUAACUAUUUACACAUAUACUGUAUCUCAGAAAAGACGGACAUGAACAGUUGAGUCACUUAGCCAACGUGGCUACAAGUAUGCUGUAUGAUGUAGCCAAUGUUAUAUUGUAUGCUGUAUAGUAUGUUGGUUAAGGACAACUGAAGGUUUCAGGGAGUAAUGUUUACAACAAAUGCCUGCAAAAAAACAUGCAGCAGACCGUUUACACACACAAUCAAAUCAAACCACUCCAACACAAACAGACAGCUAGGUUUUUAAUCUCACUGCUUUUAGUAGCCUAUGUACCAUUCCCUUUGGGGUUUUUUGUCAGUUCUGAUUUACCAUGUAAAAUCAGUUUUUUUUUAGUUUUUUUUUUAAUCUAUGUCCCCUCUCCGUCUCUGAUACCAUGUUAAAAAAAAACUUUACUCUGGAACGGUAAUUGUGCCUAGCCUGAGGUGUUCAGUAAUUACUGCACACGUUUUUCUUAAUCUUGGGCUCGUGCUGUUUGACUAAGGAGCACGGAUCAUUUGUGCCCUCUGAAAUCUGGUUCAUCAUUAGCCCCUGGUCACCUCUGCCUCGUUACGCAGGCCAGCACUCUCUCAUUAAGGGAGAGUCCAGCUCUCAAUGUAGGCCAUUUCAGUCAAGAAGCUCACAAAAGCCUAGUGAUUAGCACAGUGAUUGAGACGUGGAGUGGGUUUGACAGACAAAGCCAGGCUGAUGCCGGAUCGAUACGACACCAACAAAAGACCAACUCUAGAUCCUCACCAGAUCAAUACCAGAGACAAUGCCCAGCUCAAAACCAGGAAGAAAGACCAUUACACUGACAUGACCAACAGAUGACCUUUACUAGACAAUACAGGACUAAAAUGACCCCACGUGAGACUAUCACAAGACUCAACAUUUGACAUUUGGACUGGACUUAUUUAAAGAGGACCAACACCAAAAUCCUAGCCUACAGAAAAACAACAAAGGGACCAAUUUAGUAGCAACUCAAGAUAAAAAAGACCAACAAAAAAAGCGGUAAUUUAAUGAACAAUGAUUAAGGACCAUUCCAUAAUGCCAUGCACUGUAUGUUUACCAUGUGAGGACACCUAGGGGCCAGCGAUGGUUCAGAUUGUCGACGACUACAGGACCAGAUCUGGGCCGUAUUAGGGCCGUAUCUCAGCCACAUGUGGCCCGGAUGAGGUCCAGCUCUGGGUCCAGACCUCUACAGAGGUCCUUUGAGGACGCUACAGGAAGGGCAGGGUGGCGUGGCGGCCCAUAUGUUUCGGGCUGGAUUAUGGCAAAAGCCCUGGCUCGCCUCCAGCAAUGGCUCUCCUCUCUGCGGAGUAGUCUUUGUGUGCGCCAUGAGUUCACGCGUUGUUCAAGCAGGCUAAACAGACUCUCGCUGUCUUGUGUGUCGCCGAGGGUGUUUGUGUGAGCCACACUAAAUGUGAACUGACUGCGAAUUGACCUCAGCGAAGGGAGUUCUACUUUCUGGGAUUUCUUUUCUUUCUUUUUUCCAAAGAAAAGCAUUUCUGCCUUUGAAGUUUCUGGUGACGUUCAACGUGUGUGGACUAAUUAAAUUGACUCUCUCCUCUCCCUAAACAAAAUGCAGCUUGAGAAAUAUGUUUGUGUUCUGCCAUUUUGCACUCUUAAUUGAGUGAAAUGACAGUUUCUGGCAUUUUGUGGUUAAGACAGAGGUUUCCCUGGAGAUAAUUCCUGACCAGAGAUUCCCCCCAUUCAGCAUCUCCACGGAGAUGGUUUAGGAUGGUGUGGCAUUUUUAGAACUGCCAUUCCCAUGUGGUGCAGAGUGGGGCCAAGCACCCAACCACACCCCUAACAAAAAGACUGACCAUAGAAGGCUCAGAGAAGAGUACAUGCUGUGUGUGUGUGUGUGUGUGUGUGUGUGUGUGUGUGUGUGUGUGUGUGUGUGUGUGUGUGUGUGUGCGUGCGUGUGUUACACCACAGCACACAAUACAACAGGCUGGGACUCCCCCUUGGUAUACAGACCCAGUAUGGUCUCGCUGUGUGGUUGUUUUGUGGACUUGCAUAAUAUGGACUCUUACAUGAGCUAUGACAGGUGAAGGUGGAGAAUGUCUCCUCUCUUUCUCUGUGUCUCUCUUUAUCUCUCUUCCUCUCAUCUUUCUCUACUCUUCUCCCUUGCUGCCUCUUUCCUCUCUUCUCUUCUCUGCUCUACGUUCCUCUCUGCUCUCCUCUUCCUGUGCUGAUGUUCAUAGAAAGGGCUGAGAGACUGAUCUGUCCCCCUUUCUCAUGUGAACUGGUGUCAGUCUCCUCUCUUCUCUUCUCUCCUUUCUUCUCCUCUUCUCUUCUCUUCUCUGUUGAGUUGUUUUCUUUCCUUUCCCUAUUGCGCUCCUUUUUUGUAUAUUUCUGAAUGUUGCACACUGUUGUACAGUACUGUACUGUCCAUGACUUUUAUGUCUCCUGUUUCUAUUUUUGAUUCAUCAUUGUGAUCAAUUUGUAAUGACAGAGAUGAUCUGUCCCUACUCUUUACCCAUUUUUAGGGUGUAUGUAAAUGUGUUUGUGUGUGUGUGAGGGAGAGAGAAUGAGAGAGAGAGAGAGAUUGUGUGGUGAGUGUGUGUGUGAGAGUGUGUUUGCGCGUGAGUAUGUGUUUGAUUGUGCUACUGUUUUUAUAUGUAUUGUUAAUUUAUUAGUGAAGGUUUCCUGAAUCGCACUUUCCUUGGCAUGGAAUGGCUAAUGACAUGCAGGCUGUCCUCUGCUGCAGGGCUCAACGGUAAGAGUCAGGUUAACAAGAAAGACAAACAAGAGUCUGAGCCUCGACUAUUAUUAUUAUUAUUAUUAU
This is a messenger RNA of Alosa sapidissima (American shad), 5186 nucleotides long. RefSeq names its product transmembrane protein 198a (gene tmem198aa). NCBI's taxonomy places the organism in Eukaryota, Metazoa, Chordata, Actinopteri, Clupeiformes, Clupeidae. The transcript is spliced from 6 exons. Bases 539 to 1963 code for a protein of 474 amino acids. The record is from RefSeq and is a predicted model, not a curated record. Gene Ontology annotation, cellular component: cytoplasmic vesicle; plasma membrane. Gene Ontology annotation, biological process: positive regulation of canonical Wnt signaling pathway.